Molecule: messenger RNA, 369 nt
Organism: Vitis vinifera (wine grape)
Lineage: Eukaryota; Viridiplantae; Streptophyta; Magnoliopsida; Vitales; Vitaceae
Product: auxin-responsive protein SAUR77
Exons: 1
Coding region: 1-369 (122 amino acids)
Biological process (GO): response to auxin
Source: RefSeq, a predicted model, not a curated record
AUGAAGAAGAUCAACUUGAUACUCAGGAAGUGCAAGAGCCUGUCAAGGCAGCUUGGGAGAUCUUCAUCCUACAGCAGCCUGAGAUCCAAAUCCACCCGAGAAAAUGUAUGGGGAGACAUGCAUGAAGAAGAACACAGGGAAGCCAUACUGGUAGGGAGCUCAAAAAGGAGAUACAUGAUAAGUUCUAAGUACUUAAACCACCCUCUCUUGAACGCCCUCAUUGAUAAAUCAAAGCAAAGGCCCGGAGAGGCUUUACUGGUGAAGUGUGAGGUGGUUCUCUUUGAUCAUCUCUUGUGGAUGCUUGACAAUGGUGAUCCAAACCUCAGUUCUGAGUCCUUAGAAGAACUGGCCGAGCUCUACGCGCUCUGA